This is a messenger RNA of Camellia sinensis, 1873 nucleotides long. RefSeq lists its product as uncharacterized. Lineage: Eukaryota; Viridiplantae; Streptophyta; Magnoliopsida; Ericales; Theaceae. Gene Ontology annotation, molecular function: protein binding. The record is from RefSeq and is a predicted model, not a curated record.
UCUCUCUCUCCUCCUCAAUUUGCCACGAUUAUGAAUUUCAAGAUCUCCUUCUAACCAGAAUCAUGAACAACUACGACUUCGAUUUGGGACUCGGUUCGAACCGUCCUCGAUCUCUCAACGAUCAAAAGAAUCAAAAACCUUCAUCUCAACAAUCUAGGCCCAAUAAUACGACGUCGUCUUCUUGGCAACCCAAACCCUCCUGGACCCACCAACCCGCUCCGACCCAACCGGUUCGGUCCGGGUUUCCCGGCGGUGCCACGUCGAUGGCCGGAGAUAUAUUCGGGAAGAGCUGGGGAUCUCCGGCACCACCCACCACCACCACAAAAUCUGGUAUUGGAAUUGUCAAUAAAAACCCUAAUUUGUUUGGUGAUCUUGUUAGCUCUGCUCUAGGGCAGAAUAAGGGUAACAGUAAUGUUCCUUUGAAGAAUGCAAUUCCGGUAUCGAAUGCGUAUUCGAUGGGGAAUUUGGCGGAUUUGCUGCCGAAAACGGGGAAUUCUGUGAAGGGUAGUGGUAAUUUGGGGUCUUCUGAGAGUUUUGGGACUUAUACUAGUGGAUACAAUAGUAGUAGUAGCAAUAGUAAUGUGAAGAGUGUGAAGAUUGGAGGUGGGUUGGGAUCAAGUAAAGACCCAUUUGUCUCUUUGGUUGAUUUUGGAUCGAAGCCACUAGGUAGUAUGAAUUUAUCCGGCAAAGGAAACAAGAAGUCCCCUUCUGGUGACGAUGCAUUUGGAGAUUUUCAAAAUGCUUCGAAGUCAGCCAAACCCGGUUUCACACCAAAUCCUGUUCCUACAAAUAGCAGCAGCUCAAUGGGAUCGAAUUCUGGUUCUUAUUUGAAAGUGGAUGAUUUCCCAAUCCCCACUCCUCAGAAUCAGCCUCCUGUUCAGUCCUCUGGUGUUGAUGUGUUUGAUUCACUGUUUAGCUCAUCAUCAGCCUCGGUUGGAGGCGGCCCUAAAGGGUCUGAGGGACUUGGGAGUCAGCAAUUUGCAGGUGCUGAUGAUUGGGGGAUGGAUUCAGAGUUUGGAGGAGGGAAUGAAAUGGGUGGGACGACUGAGCUUGAAGGGCUUCCUCCACCACCUGCUGGUGUUUCAGCCUCGGCUGCAAAAAAUAAGGGGAUGGAUCAUUACAAACAGGGUCAGUAUCCUGAUGCCAUAAAGUGGCUUUCUUGGGCUGUGAUUCUUCAUGAGAAGGCUGGCAAUGAUGCUGCUACCAUGGAGGUCUUAUCAAGCAGGGCUUCAUGUUACAAAGAAGUUGGGGAGUAUAAAAAGGCUGUGGCAGAUUGUACAAAGGUGCUAGAACAUGAUGGCAAAAAUGUAGUUGUACUUGUACAACGUGCACUCUUGUAUGAGAGUAUGGAAAAGUACAAACUUGGGGCAGAAGACCUGAAGACUGUCAUGAAACUUGAUCCCGGUAACAGGGUUGCAAGAAGUACCAUUCAUCGUUUGACUAAAAUGGCUGACUAGAGAAGUUUCUGAAUUCUUUUUCUUUUUUAUCACUUUUUUCCUUCAGAAAGCUGUGUUUCAGUAAAAACAACCCAAAAUAAUUGUAACUUUUAUGGAAAUGAAAGUCGGUCCGUGUCCGGUGCCAAUUAAAAUUUUGACAUGGGACACAACUCCCACUUGCACCUCCAUGAAAGUACAAUUAUUUUAAAUUGUUCCCUCUGAAAUGCAAUUUCCUUUUUUUCUUUAUUCACGUUAGCCUUUUCAUUUGCCCAUAUGUUUGAUAGUUCUAUUCCCCUGCUUCAUAUCAAAUUGUGGGGGAAUAAUAACAUUAUGCUUGGAAAACUUUUUUUUUUUUUUUCUCUGUGAUUUUACAUGCAUAUUUUGUUGUAUUUCAUAUCCUCUGCUGAUUGUGAUUGGAAAUUAUUAUUCUUUACUAA